Messenger RNA from Trichobilharzia szidati, 1056 nucleotides. The record is from the annotation of a GenBank genome assembly. NCBI's taxonomy places the organism in Eukaryota, Metazoa, Platyhelminthes, Trematoda, Strigeidida, Schistosomatidae.
AUGGACGGCUCACCAAGCCUCAAGAUUGAGUUAGAGGUUCCAUCAGCAGAAGCUAUAGAUGAAAGUUCGAAUGUCUCUUGUGGUUAUAAACUUCGGCCCUCAGAAAGUAUUGCAUCACUUGUUUCAUCAUGCACAACAACAAAAAGUGAAUUAACCACCAAAAAUUAUCUAGUUGGCAGUAUUGCUGGAGGGGCUGGCUCAUUAUUGGGGACUAAGGAGCUUAACAAAAUGAUUCCAGGAGGGAGCAUUGAGAUUCAAGUUGUCACCUGGAAUAUGUCGUCAGCGAAGUCUCAAUAUUAUCCUGAAGACUUGGGUGAUCUCUUCUUCAGUGGGACUUCCGAAGAGUCUGCAAGCAUUUAUGCUGUAUGUAUACAAGAAUGUUCUUCCGAUAAAAAUGAACUUCUUAUUCGGUUACAAGCAGCUAUUGGAAUUAAACAUGUUCUGUUUACCUAUGCAACUCAUGGAACAUUGGCGUUAAUGAUAUUUCUAAACCGUGACUUAAUAUGGUAUACAUCAGUGCCUCAAUCAGUUGGAGUAACAACUACAGCUGCUGUAAGAACUAAAGGGGCGGUAGCUAUCUGUUUUAUACUUUUCGGGACAUCAAUCUUAUUCCUUUCAGCUCAUUUCAAAGCUAGCCAUACAAAUUUUGAACGGAGAGUUCAAGACUACUUACAAGUAGUAGAUAGUAUAAAUUUGCCAAAAGUUGGUUUCAACAAAGGAUAUAAAUAUAAUGAACCCAAUCCAAUGGAUCGAUUUGAUGUUGUAUUUUGGGCGGGUGAUUUAAAUUUUCGAAUACAAAGACCAAGAAAUAUUGUUGAAAAUAUUAUCAAAGGAAAAUAUAAGCAUAAAAACUAUGAAGAACUUUUAUCAGCUGAUGAAUUAUUGAAUGCUCAAGCACAAGGUAUCGUUUUCCGUAAUUUUGAUGAAGGUCGUAUUCGUUUCCCUCCAACAUAUAAAUAUGAUAUUAAUUCUGAUGUUUACGAUUCAUCAGAUAAGCAAAGAGUUCCGUCAUAUACAGUAAGUUGGGUAGAUAAUUUCUGUCGGUUUCUUAUUUGA